CAGCUUUCUCCAUACUUUAUUUUAGCACAUUGUACCAGAAAUGACAGCAAAAGCCAAACUUUUGCACUGGUCAGAUGGAAAAUUUCGCGAACGACCAGAAGAGUUUACCCUCUCUGAACAUUCGAGGUUGACCCGCAGUGACCCACGGGCCUGGACGACCCCCGCGUACUCACCCUCAGGUGACCACUACGCACACACGUCGGUGGAUGCCGCCAUAGACAAGUACAUGUCUGGAGCCAGCAGUCCUUUGACACCGGAAUCUGAUCUGGGAGGAUCUAAAGCACAUGAUGGGACCAAGCAAAAUCUCACCGGACCUCAGAGACACAGACGUGUGGCCGCUAACGCCAGAGAAAGGCGGCGGAUGCACGGAUUGAACCGAGCAUUUGACAAACUGAGGAGCGUCAUUCCUUCUUUGGAGAACGAGAAAAAACUGUCUAAAUAUGACACCCUUCAGAUGGCGCAGAUUUACAUCACAGAACUGUCCGAGUUGUUGGAAGGUGUCGUGCAGUCGGAGUGCAGAGGUCUGCGGGACGGAUGCGGCGCGUCUGGUAACCAUGGUAACCUUGGACCCAGGAGUUCAGCUCAGACUUUGAGGACCAGCAUCCCUUACGCAAUAGACUCACCUUCUUCUAAUUUUGUUCCCGAGAAAAACGAUGUCACGUCCAAUGCGAGUGAUGGCGAAUCGUCCCAUUUCAGCGACAUGGAAGAAGGACAGACUGGAGGACGCGGAUAGCUUUGCUGGAUUGACUUUGAGACUGUGGCACUCUGAUUAAUUAUAAUUUAUUUGUCUGUGUUUUAGUAGACACCGAAAGAACCGAAUAGAUAGGCCCUGUGGGUGAUGGUUAGGUCUAGGCAACGCUUCAUUACUUGACUGACAAAACUACUGAAAACUCACAAGAAAGGGAAGAAAAAAUGAAAACAUCUAUACAAGGCCUUUAGUUGCACUUUAUGACAUCUACAUUUGGAUUGUUUCCACUU
Messenger RNA from Sinocyclocheilus grahami, 978 nucleotides. Its product is annotated as protein atonal homolog 1-like. The transcript has a single exon. The record is from RefSeq and is a predicted model, not a curated record. Lineage: Eukaryota; Metazoa; Chordata; Actinopteri; Cypriniformes; Cyprinidae. Bases 41 to 733 code for a protein of 230 amino acids. Gene Ontology annotation, biological process: positive regulation of transcription by RNA polymerase II; axon development; sensory organ development. Gene Ontology annotation, molecular function: protein dimerization activity; E-box binding; DNA-binding transcription factor activity, RNA polymerase II-specific. Gene Ontology annotation, cellular component: nucleus.